This is a messenger RNA of Stegodyphus dumicola, 813 nucleotides long. RefSeq names its product dnaJ homolog subfamily B member 6-B-like. NCBI's taxonomy places the organism in Eukaryota, Metazoa, Arthropoda, Arachnida, Araneae, Eresidae. Gene Ontology annotation, molecular function: Hsp70 protein binding. The record is from RefSeq and is a predicted model, not a curated record.
ACUGAGAAGUUUCAGGGUUCCGGUUUAUUUAAAAUGAAAUAAUUUUAGUAAUUAAUGUGUCUUCAGCAAUUUAGAAAUCUAAUGGAGCUAUUGAAAACUGAAUAAAAAGUACGCUUAACAGCCAAAUAUUGUAUUAUGGAGCAUUACAGAUUUGUUGCCAGAAAUAUUGUAACCAUAUCAUUAGCACACCUACAGUUCGCGUUGCAGUGUGGGUAUAAUGUCGAGUUUCUUUGCUUACAGUUGUUGAAAAUAAAAAUAUAUUAAGUCUUUGAUUGUGUGUAAAAGUAUGGUUGACUAUUACGGGGCUUUGGAAUUAUCUCGUACUGCUACUACCCAAGAAGUCAAACAAGCGUAUAGAAGACUUGCUUUAAAAUGGCAUCCAGAUAAAAAUUUAGAUAGAAAAGAAGAAGCAGAAAAAAAAUUUAAGGAAAUAAAUGAGGCAUAUGAGGUUCUUUCUGACGAGAAAAAGCGUAAAAUUUAUGACCAGUAUGGUAAAGAGGGAUUGGAAGGGGGAGCUAAAAGAAUGAGGCGACACUAUCAUGGAAGGGGAGCUGAAUCAAUGUUUGAUCAUGACUUUUCACCAUUCUUCCAGUUUUCAUUCCGUAAUCCCGAAGAUGUGUUCCGAGAAUUUUUUGGUGGUGACCCAUUUGCUGACUUAUUUGGAGGAAACUCUGAUAGGAAAAAUCAAAAUGGGAGUGGAAGCUUACGAACUCGUGAUCCAUUCCAAAAUUUAGGAUUUGGCUUUGGUAAUUUUCCACAAUUAUUUGCUAAUGAUAUGCAGGGAGGGUAUGUAUUGAUUUUAAAUUUUGAUUU